This is a messenger RNA of Temnothorax curvispinosus, 3522 nucleotides long. RefSeq names its product probable G-protein coupled receptor CG31760. The record is from RefSeq and is a predicted model, not a curated record. Gene Ontology annotation, cellular component: membrane. NCBI's taxonomy places the organism in Eukaryota, Metazoa, Arthropoda, Insecta, Hymenoptera, Formicidae. The transcript is spliced from 12 exons. Gene Ontology annotation, molecular function: G protein-coupled receptor activity. Bases 288 to 2366 code for a protein of 692 amino acids. Gene Ontology annotation, biological process: G protein-coupled receptor signaling pathway.
AUGUCAAGAUAAAUAAUAAUUGAUACAAUUAGAGGAAAAUAUCUGAUUGAAAUAUAAUUUCAAUCCGAAGAGUGCGGUUAAAUUUUGAUUAAAUAUGUCAUAAUUAAUUUUUGAUGUUGAUAUGAUAUUGAUUAAUUUACAUAGUAAUUAGUAUUAACACAUAGAAGAAAUUAUAAUUGCUUUACAUUAAAUUAGAAGUUAAUCAAUUAUAUAUACUAAUUAAGUCGUCAUUAGGAUGGAUAUCUUUUAAUUAAAUUUCGGGGAAGAAUAGAGACUUGACCUAUUUAAUGAUUUCUCUCUGUCGCUCUAUUCCAGGAUUCCACAUUUAUACGUUGAACGAAAGCGCGCACACAGAAAGGGAGGAGGACGAAAUCUUGACAGUGAAAUACGAGGAUGGCAGAUGGUCGAAACCGUAUUACGACUGCGGAGGUGGCAAUAUCUGGAUGCUGACCUACACCGUACCUUUCUUCGGAUACAUCAACGAUACGUAUUUCUUCAAGGGUACCAGCGGUAUCGACAUAGACCUCCGCCGAGUAGACAUAGAUCAGUGCCCGUUGCCGGCUGGAUCCACGCAGCUGAACAUAUUCGCCGCCAGCGACAAGUGCAAAAAGCGCACCACCGAGUGCAUCGCCAUUCCCGGGCUUGGCUUCCGCCGCGGUAGUUAUCGAUGCGUUUGCAAACGAGGCUUCUACUACCCGGACACGAAAUCGGACAAGAGGUACUACAAUGGCACGGUCAUUGAGGAAGAGUACGAGAGAUUGAUGAUGGGUGAAAAAAACCAAUAUGCCGAGAGCGGGGUGUUUGAAUGUCUGCCGUGCGCCGAGGGGUGCGAGUCCUGCGAGGAUGGCUCGCCCUGCGUCGUAUCCCUGAACUGGCUGAUGCGAACGGCGAUACUUAUCCUGGAGUGCUGCAUCAUCGCUUGCCUGCCAGCCGUCGCUCUUUUCACAUGGAAAUACGGGCAUGUGAAGGUGGUACGAGCGGCCAGCCCGGUUUUGUUGCGCGUGAUUGUCCUGGGCGCCUUCUUCAUAUACUGCACGACUAUAGUUAUGUAUCCCAGGCCAAAUAUCAUCACGUGCACCGUGCGCGUAUGGCUACGAGAAAUUGGCUUUUCUCUCACAUACGGGGCACUCAUGCUCAAAACGUGGCGGAUAUCCGUGAUCUUCCGAGUGAAAUCGGCGAAGGCCGUGAAAAUAACGGACGCGAGCCUGCUGAAGCGGCUCGGCAUCAUCGUCCUAACGUUCAGCGUGUUCCUUAGCAUAAGAACACUGGUCGCACCGCCCGUCGUGAUCGUCGCGCGGACCGCCGACGAUCUCAAAGCGUAUCUCUGCCGAACUGACUGGUGGGACCACAGCUUCACUACUCUCGAGGUGAUGUUUCUCGUGUGGGGCAUCCGGUUGUGCAUCGUAGUAAGAAAGACUCCGUCGGAGUUUAAUGAGAGUCGAUUCAUUUCAAUGGCGAUUUACAACGAAUUUCUACUAUCAGUCUUCCUCAACGUUUCAAUGUUGUUCCUGCAAUCGCCGGCCAAUCCGGAUUUAUUGUACAUCAUAUUUUUCUGCCAUACCCAGCUUACCGUCACAUUGCUGCUCUGUCUGAUAUUCGGCAGUAAAGCUUAUGUGGUGUUCCGCGACGGAGGGAAAGAGGAGGCGAUCGGCAAACUUUGCGGCGCGACCGGCAAGUUCCUGGGGAAAAGCAGUCGUCCGCAGGGUACUAGUAACCAGACCAACUCGAUAUCGCUUCAGCAGGGUAAUUUCGCCGAAGAAAGCGACUCUGUCACGUAUUUCAGAUAUAAGAUAGGGGUAGCAAGAGAAACUUCUUUUCAGGAGGAAUUCCGCCGUUUGCUCAACCAAUUAGAGAUCCUGAAGGAGAAGAACAUAUUAUUAGGAAAUCAGGAGCUCUCCAGCAAGCUGGCAGCCAUGCUGGAUGCUUCCAAUCGAGUCGAGGCUCAAGUAUCCACUAUUCAAGCCAUUUCGACUAGCAUCGUUCAGUUGAAUGAUCUCAAUAAAUCGACGAAGGAAACUAAUCUCGGACAAGCUUGUCAGGAACAGACCCGGGCAGGAAACGGUUCUCAGAGCGAAAAUCAAUGUCGCGCAUGUAUUGAGAAAAACGGGCUCGGAGGAAAGGAUACGCGGGAUACGUCGAAGGAUAAUGAGACAUCGGAGCCGAGGAAAAUCGGAAAAGACAUCGCCGUGUCAACCUCCUCGAAGCACGCUGUUGAGGACGUCGGCAGGGAAGUGUGUCAUGGCAAGGAUGGCAAAGAAGCUGAUUUAAAAGACAAAUCCAGGAGCAAAUCCGGUCACGCUAGAACACACGCCAUAGUCAUCAACCUCGAUGACAAGAGCAGAUUUUCCGAGGAAGUUACCGUAUAACGUUAUUUUUAAGUAAAAAAUAAACACAGUUAAAAUAAACACAGUUUUCCGACAUUUCUAAUUAAUUAACAAUGUUCUAAUUAAUUGACGAUUCUUUCGUGAGUAAAAUAUUAUUUAUCGUUGAAAAUUCGUUGAAAAUUAUAAUUAUCAAUUAACAUAUUUUCGAAAAAGUUGACAUUUCCUAACAACAAUCAAUUAAUACGAAAUUCCAUAAAAUAAAAUUAAUGACAACAUUUUUGCGCGUCAUUAAUAAUAAUAAUUGAUUCUAUGAAAAAAAAUGAAAAAAAUUCUAGUUCGUUUGAAUUCAUAAAUUUAUACCAUGAAUAAUUUAAACCGACACUUGAAAGGAGUUUUUCAGAAUUAAUAAGAUCGAUUAAUCUCUCGAUUGUCGAGCGUAAUAAUAAUUCCAAUGACAAGUUGGAAAUUUUAAAUGUCGAAGAAUGUCUGAAAGAUCGUUAGAAUGAUUUGCUGAAACGAUGAUUGAUCUGAAUGAAAGUUAAUUAAGCGACCGUUUAGUCAUCGUGAAUAAUAAUCGUUCGCAUGUUAAUGACAGACUCGCGGCACAUAUCGAUUUUUCAUAUUUUGGUGUAUAUCAAAUAUCCGUGGAGUAACAAAAAAAAAUUAAAACGUUAGAUUAAUCUCGUCGUUUGGCAUUUUCGAUCGAGACCGAUCGUAUUUUAGUGCGUCAUUAAUGGACCGUUCAUUAACCCUUAGGGAGUAAUCCGCCCUUUCCAGCAGCAAAUCGAUUACUCGGGCUUUCCAAGAUCAAAAUGUGCUUCGUCAGCGUGUUCGCGGAUCACAAGAUAGCCUGUACCUGUAAUUAUGUAUUAAUGUAAAAGCAAGUUAAAGGGAUAAGACUCAUUAACCCUUUCCAGCUCCCCGACGGCGCACGAUAUUAUGAAAAUUAUACGAUCGUUUUAAUUAAUUUCUUAAGAACGUGUUAAAUAUAUAAAAAUAAAUGUAAUAUAAUAUAUUGUGUUACGUAAUUAUAAUAUAAUUACGUAGGGUAAAAUAAUACGGAUGUGCAUUAAAUCAUAUCGCAUGAUGUUACAUUAUACUGUAUAAUAUUUGUCAACGAUAUUCUAUUGUAUUAUAAUAUAAUCCGAGAUUAUAAUUAAAAAAUAUAUAAAUGUAAGUAUAAAUUUAUCUAGAAAAA